This is a messenger RNA of Closterium sp. Naga37s-1, 2871 nucleotides long. The record is from the annotation of a GenBank genome assembly. NCBI's taxonomy places the organism in Eukaryota, Viridiplantae, Streptophyta, Zygnematophyceae, Desmidiales, Closteriaceae.
AUGGCAUUGCGCGCGGCCUCCAGGCUCCGCGCGCUGCAUUCCGCCGUGCUGCGCGCCCCGCCUUCCGCCGCCGCCUCACCCCCUCUCGCUCUGUUUCCACCGCCUGGCGCUUCAGCACCCGCCCUAGAGGUUCGGGGCUUUGGGUUGUGCGGGGCUAUUUCGCGCGCGGGGCAAGGGCGGAAGGGCAGCCGUGCGGGGGGCGCCUUUGCGGUCGGCGCGGGUCAAAAACUCGUUGCGCGGGCGACCAGCAGUGGCAACAGAGGCGACAAGAGCGGCAGUAGGAGAAACAGCAGAAGUGGUGGCAGCAGCCGGGGGAAGCGCGGUAACUCGGGGUACGGACGCAGUGGCGGACGGGCGCCGGGAGGCAGCGGAGGGAGGCAAGGGGGGGGGUGGGCGGAACCUGACCGCGGCGACGGGGAGGACGGGGGCUUAUCGCGCGACGGGAGAGGUGCUUCGGCGGAAAAGGCGGAGCUCGCGCGAGGGCCGUCGCUCUCCCGAGGAGUGUGCCCCCCGCGGGUGGAGCGAGGCUGGGCGCGGGAGCGCGCGGAAGCAGCGGCGCGAGAGGCCGAGGGAGGCCGGAGCGGUGAGGGUUCCGGGGAACGAGAGGAUAGCGGGGAGCAGCGGCGCGGGGCUGCGCGCGACGGGCGGCGGCAGAGUGGCGCACGGACGCAGGGUGGUCGGACGGAAGGGGGGGCGCGGGGGAGGAGCGGCGGAGGCGAGGGGGAGUUCCACCACUGGUGGGGCCGCAAGGGCAAGGACGCGUGGCAGCGCGGGGUGGGGGAGGGCGCGAUAGAGAAGAUGCAGGAGGCGUGGGAGAAGGGGACGUGGGGCGGGGAGAAGCUGGGCACGUGGGCGCGCAAGAAGCUGAAGCAGGGGUAUGGGUGGCGCGCCAAGGCCGCUGUGAAGGAGUGGGAGCUGAUGGAGGCGCGGUGGAUGCAGGAGGACAGGGCGCGGCUGCUGGCGGAGUUCAACGUGGUGUGGGACGAGGGGCGCGCGGGGCAGCGCGGGGGAGAGCGGGGCCUGGUGGGAGGAGAGGUGGAUGGAGUGUGGGGCGGGGUAGUAGGGGAGGGGAGUGAUGGGAAUGAUGGGGCAGAUGUGGCAGGAGGGGAGUUGGAGGGUGGGGGAGAGGGUGCGCGGGGGGAGAGGGAGAGGAAGGGGGGGAGGCGGAGGAAUGAGGAGUUUCUUCGGUUGAUGGAGGGUGCUGGUGGGGAGAGCAUGGGAGAUGAGCGCACGGACGGGGGUGAUGUGGGUGGCGACAGUAGCGAUGGUGCUCGUAGUAGCAGUGACAGCUACAGCACUGGUCGUGAGGUAUCGAGUGAGAGCACUGCAGGCACUGGCGGGAGCAGCCGCAGAAGGGAGCGGGUAUACCGAGCCGUGGAGAUCGACAGGGCGGCAUUCGUUCGGCAGUUUGUGGUGCCGGGGCUGAGAGUGCCGCCCGCCUCGUGUGGGCCGCUGGUGAAGCAGCUGGCGGCAGCGGGGUGCCUGCUGGACUGGCCUCGCCUCAAGAACGUGGCUCGCGUGGCAGGCGAUGGCGGGCAUGGGCAGGGUGGGGGGGAUGGAGGGGAUGGGGUAGAGGAGAAGGGAAAAGGAGGGGAGAACAGGAGGGGGGGCGGGAGGAGGGAAGAGGAGGGUAUGGCACGGGUGGAGGUGCUGGGUGCAGUGCCCUUGCCUGAUGGCCUUCCCUGGCACGCCCACCCACCACUCUCCCUCCCUGCUCUGCAUGCCACGACCCAUGGCAGCAGCAGCAGCCCUGGCAGGCCAGCCAGUCGCAUCCUGCUGCUCCGAGAGGACCUUCUGCACUCACCCACUCACAUGCUGCCACCUGUCCUUCAGACCAUCCUUGGCAUGCCAUCAGCCCCUGCGGGGGCGCACAGCGUGGACCAUACUCCACGCGCCAUGCCUGCUCAGGAUGAGCAUCAACCAUGUCAUCACGAUACCAGCCAGCGACACGAGGGAGAACACACGGACGGAGGAAGCAGCGGGGAAGGCGGCAGGGAUGGCGUGGUGGGGGCGGAGCUGGUGGCGUGUGCAGUGACGGUGGGGUAUGAGUACUGGACGGCAGAGGACAUUCUCAGACACGUGCUGCCCGCACACGUGCCGGUGCCCACGUCGUUUGAGAGUGUGGGGCACAUCGCGCACCUGAACCUGCUCGAUGUGCACCUGCCGUACAAGCACCUCAUUGCGCAGGUGCUGCUGGACAAGCACAAGCCGCGCAUCCUGUCGGUGGUGAACAAGACAGCGGCCAUCCACGCGGUGUACCGCACCAUGAAGCUGGAGCUGCUGGCGGGCAGCUUCCGCCUCGUCACCACCGCCAGGGAGAGCGGCCUCGCCUUCAAAGUCGACUUCGCCCGCGUGUAUUGGAACUCGCGUCUGGCCACGGAGCGAGCUCGCCUCGUGGCAACCUUCACCUCAGCCGAUGUUGUCUGCGACGUGUUUGCGGGGGUGGGGCCGAUCGCGGUGGCGGCAGCCAAGCGAGUGAAGCGCGUGUACGGCAACGACCUCAACCCCUCCGCGCUCACCUUCCUCGCGCAAAACAUCAUUGCCAACCGCGUGGACGGCAAAGUCGAGAUAUUCAAUCUGGACGGCCGUGAUUUCAUCCGGCACCUGCUCUCUCUGCCGCGCCCGGUGCACAUGACACGGAUCGUCAUGAACCUGCCUGCAGACGCCAUCGAGUUCCUCGAUGUUCUCAAGGGUGCAUUUCCUCUGGGCAAGUGGGGCACCAGGACCCCACCGCCCAUCAUCCACGUCUAUGCAUUUUCAAAGGCCGAUAACCCUGAGCUAGAGCUAUCCCAGGUACUCUCACACUCCCCCCCCCCCUCAUCCUCGCAACCCAUCCUUGCCUUUUCGUCCGCUGUGUCACCGCUCGUCUAG